Messenger RNA from Zychaea mexicana, 1511 nucleotides. RefSeq lists its product as uncharacterized. The record is from RefSeq and is a predicted model, not a curated record. Gene Ontology annotation, cellular component: plasma membrane. The transcript is spliced from 4 exons. The coding region runs from base 236 to 1285 and encodes 349 amino acids. Lineage: Eukaryota; Fungi; Mucoromycota; Mucoromycetes; Mucorales; Lichtheimiaceae. Gene Ontology annotation, molecular function: potassium ion transmembrane transporter activity. Gene Ontology annotation, biological process: potassium ion transmembrane transport.
UCCAUACCCUCUCUCUCUCUCUCUCUUUUCUCCAUCUACCUUUCACACUCGUUUCUCUUCUAUCAACAUAUAGUCUCGCCUUCCUUUGCGAACACUUUACGAAUCAAAGCAAUAUCGACCACCGCCUGUAUAUAUAACCCAACCGUGUCACUCAUCCACGCCCACCGCUCGUUUUUGCUUUUUUUUCUUGGGUUUUUAAGAUCUCAAGACAAUAUAUACACCUCUCGAAUUCUGAAUGUGCUGGAGCUGCUGUUCUUCUUCUGGUCCCAAAUGGAAACGAGAAAUUGUUCGAGACCACAAGUUCGAUUAUGUCGACUUGGACGAAUUUUAUGAUCGGUCCUGUUUUGCACGUCUAGGCUAUCUAUGGGUGUAUAUCAUGAUACUCAAGUCCACAGCCGUCUACCUGGCCGAUUUAUGGACUGCAAUCUCACUUUUGGCGCUGGACAACCAAAUGUAUGCCGAGCCUGUCAUUCCGACCGAAACGUCGAAAUGGAUCUUUUUAGCCUCGAUCAUUGUCUCGUAUCUGCUAUUGUUCUGGGACAUGGUCAAAACCCGCAAAAUCAUCCGAUCGCGCAACAUAUCCUUUGCAUUCACAUCGAUCAUUGCAAGUCGAUACUACAGUAUUCGAAAGGGAUACAAAUACUACUGCCUCUUCCGUAAGAUCGACAAACAGCUCGACCCAAUCCCCUUUUUCGUGUUUUUCACACUGAAAGGCUGGAAACGUUUGUUUUUGACAGAAUCGCCACGUCAGGUGAUCAACAUUGUCACAUUGGUCGCGCUGGUACCAAAAUGGAUCCAGAUUGAAAAGGGUGGCCAAGUCUUGCUGGAUAAUGAAGCGCUGGGCAAAGACUUGGUGCAGAAAAUCAUGACGGGGACCAUGGCAUUUUCGGUCGUUAUCUUUGGCAUUUCGUUCUUGUUGGUGUGUCUCGCGUUCAUCAUGUAUGUUCCGCUCCUGUGCCAUAUUCAGGGCAACUUGAAAGAAUAUUGCUGUCAUAAAGUAGACAAGAGGAUUGCCGAGUUGCUUCGCCGACAAGCUCGUAAACGCACUGCAAAGAAUCAACAACAGCAGGCUGGAAGAUGGGACGCUCAUCACCAACCGCCAACAAUAACGUCAAACGCAGUAGAAGCGAAAAACAUGAUUUAUAGCCAACCUGAAUACGCCCAAUCCGAUCAGCUGGGACUGAUUGCGCAUGCCCAGGUCCAACCCUACUCGCCAACUCCAUCGUCAACCUAUUCUUCACCCUACUAUUAUCACCAUAACAACAACAACAACAACUAUUUCUGAUAAUCAAUGUAAAUUAUAGCAUAUCUCUUUUCCCUUUCCUCCCUUCCUCGCUCUUGCCUCUGUUGAUUGCUGGUUACCAAAACGCAGGGCAACUUUUUACUAACAACAACUCCAUCACCACCAUCAUCAAUUUGUUCAUUUCCACCCUUGAUGUUAUGAUAAACGAUCUUGCUUUACUGUUCUGAUAUGUAUAUCCCAAUAUUAUGCAUGCAUUAUACACUGAUGG